Molecule: messenger RNA, 863 nt
Organism: Panicum virgatum (switchgrass)
Lineage: Eukaryota; Viridiplantae; Streptophyta; Magnoliopsida; Poales; Poaceae
Product: mitochondrial import inner membrane translocase subunit TIM10-like
Exons: 7
Coding region: 109-726 (205 amino acids)
Biological process (GO): protein insertion into mitochondrial inner membrane
Cellular component (GO): mitochondrial inner membrane
Source: RefSeq, a predicted model, not a curated record
CUGCCCAUUCUGCGACCCCGCCGCCGGCAGCCCCAGCCCUUCGCUCCCAGAACCCUUCGCCCCCACUUCCCGCUUCGCUCGUGGUUCCAUCUGAAGCGAGACGCAGCCAUGGCCGCAGGUGGUGAGCCGACUAACUUUCAGAAGGAGCAGAUGUUUGGAAUGGCAGAGAAAGAGAUGGAGUACAGGGUUGAUAUGUUCAAUCGGCUUACACAGACAUGUUUUGACAAGUGCAUUGCGAACAGGCACAAAGAAGUUGAGCUCAAUAUGGGUGAGAACAGCUGCAUUGAUCGAUGUGUUUCCAAGUAUUGGCAGGUAGUCUACUUUCUUUUCCUUUGGAGUUUAUGUCUAAGAGCAAACAAAUUUGGUGACUUCUCUAGUUGGACAGCUUCUUGGAAAUGCCCCCAAGUGAGAUGUAAUUUCGUUUUGUGGUGGAAGUCUUCGAUUUUGGCUCCAAGGUUUGACGGAUUACUAAGUAAACCAGGACUAGAGAAGUUACAUUUUUCGAUCUUUAGCCCCGAACUUUCGGCACUUGGACAACGAGCACCGGUACCAAAUUCUGCAUGUACCGUGCGUUUUGAGCUUGGAAAGCAACAUGGCAUCUACUCUUAUCCGGGCAAACUAAGCCUUACUGAGAAUGAGAAGAUGAGCUAUGUUUCCAGCAUUUUACAUAACUGGUCUUCCCCUGUUCCUAGUUGCAUACCUAUUUGUGCCCUUGGCGUACUGUAGAUGCUGUCGUUUUUGUAUCGUGGGCAUAUUAUGUGUGCCGCCAUGGUGUCUAGCUGUCUUGAGUUUGAUGCUGGAUUAAACAACGAGCACCAGAAUUUGCACGUUGUUAAUUUACAAAAUGGUGGCUUUACCCUUGA